Messenger RNA from Lactuca saligna, 348 nucleotides. Lineage: Eukaryota; Viridiplantae; Streptophyta; Magnoliopsida; Asterales; Asteraceae. The record is from the annotation of a GenBank genome assembly.
AUGCGAUUUUCACCAUCGUUUUUCCGGCGCCGUUUGUUCCUCUGGUGGCGGAUUAGCUCAUGGUUGGUCUUAAUAUGUUCGUCUCUUCUUCCUUAUUAUGUAGAUACUGUUGGUGUUGUUCUCAUGGAGGGGGUUCCUCCUUAUUUGGAACCUGAUGUUAUUAUGAAAAGAAAGGGGAGAAACAAGCUAAAAAUCGAUUUUGGAUUGAGUGGUGUAAGUAAAUCUGAAGGCCCUAGGUCUGGAGUGAAUUUGGUGGAUUCCCUUUUGGAUGCUGAAUGUGAUGCGAUUUCUAUUGAGAAUAAGGGCUUGGGAUUGUCGAAUGGUUCUGAGGGUGCUGUGAUGGGAUAG